CUUUACUGGUUUCUUCUAGGGUUGGCAAUGGAUACUGGAGGCAAUUCAUUACCAUCUGGACCAGAUGGGAAGAAGCGAAAAGUUAGUUAUUUCUAUGACCCAGAAUUUGGGAAUUACUAUUAUGGUCAAGGUCACCCAAUGAAGCCACACAGAAUUCGGAUGACACAUGCUCUUCUUGCACACUAUGGGCUAUUACAACAUAUGCAUGUUGUGAAGCCCCUUCCUGCUAGAGAUAAGGAUCUUUGCAGGUUUCAUGCUGAUGAUUAUGUUUCUUUCUUGAGAAGCAUUACUCCAGAUUCACAACAAGAUAAUAUUAGGCUGCUGAAGAGAUUUAAUGUUGGUGAAGACUGCCCUGUUUUUGAUGGCCUCUACUCUUUCUGUCAAACUUAUGCUGUAGGUUCUGUUGGUGGGGCAGUGAAAUUAAACCAUGGACAAUGUGAUAUUGCAGUGAAUUGGUCCGGUGGGUUACACCAUGCAAAGAAGUGUGAGGCUUCUGGUUUUUGCUAUGUGAAUGAUAUAGUGCUUGCCAUCUUAGAGCUCCUCAAAGUGCAUGAGCGAGUCUUGUAUGUAGACAUUGAUAUCCAUCAUGGUGAUGGUGUUGAAGAGGCCUUCUAUGCUACAGACAGGGUCAUGACGGUUUCAUUUCAUAAAUUUGGAGAUUAUUUCCCUGGGACUGGGGAUAUAGGUGAUCUUGGAUACGGGAAGGGAAAAUAUUACUCUCUUAAUGUUCCAUUAGAUGAUGGAAUCGAUGAUGAAAGCUAUCAGAUGCUAUUUAAGCCGAUAAUGGGCAAAGUGAUGGAAGUUUUUAAGCCUGGUGCUGUAGUGCUGCAAUGCGGUGCCAAUUCAUUGUCCGGAGACAGGUUGGGUUGCUUUAAUCUCUCAAUAAAAGGGCACGCAGAGUGUGUCAGAUACAUGAGGUCUUUUAAUGUACCGUUGCUGUUGCUGGGGGGAGGUGGCUACACAAUACGCAAUGUGGCUCGUUGCUGGUGCUAUGAAACUGGAGUCGCACUUGGGAUGGAACUUGAAGACAAAAUGCCACAGCAUGAAUAUUACGAGUACUUUGGCCCAGAUUAUACUCUUCAUGUCGCUCCUAGUAACAUGGAGAACAAAAAUUCUCGUCAAAUGUUAGAAGAAAUGAGAGCAAAGCUUCUGGAUAAUCUCUCAAAACUUCAGCAUGCACCGAGUGUGCAGUUCCAGGAGCGGCCACCCGAUACUGAAUUUCCAGAGUCUAUCGAAGAAGGGAAAAAGACGACGAUUGAGAGACUAACUGAAAAACCCCAGGGCUACUUCUUCUCCCCUUCUCGCUCUCAAGUGCUCUCAAGAAACUACAGCGAUCGCCUUUAUCUGCUCUACACCAUUGUUCUAUCGAAGAAGGGAAAAAGACGACGAUUGAGAGACUAACUGAAAAACCCCAGGGCUACUUCUUCUCCCCUUCUCGCUCUCAAGUGCUCUCAAGAAACUACAGCGAUCGCCUUUAUCUGCUCUACACCAUUGUAUGAAUCAUUGGGAGGCUAACUGAAAAACCUUCACCCAUGUCCAGGGCUACUUCUUCUCUUGUAUCUUCCUAAUCCGUCAGUUAUUCAUGGCCAUCGAAGAAGCUGGGAAAAAGGUGGUGGCUCAUUGGGAGACCAUCAUGGGCUUUAAGGAAGAUGAAAUGAAGUUCAUUACAGGUAUAAAGGAUGAACUGGUGAAUAAAAUGGUCAAAUCAAUAGGGAUAAUCGUAGAAGCUGAGGGGUCGGUGAAGAAACUUUGGGAGGAGUUGGAUAAGGUUCAUAAAGAAGAUGAUACUAUGAUUACGCUAUUGACCACGCUAUAUGAAGAAUAUAUUAAAUCCUGGGAUGGUGAAUCCUCAAAGGGUGAAUCCUCAAAGUCUGCUGCGGGUGAACAAUCAAAGUCUGCUGCAUCGGGUGAACAAUCAAAGUCUGCUGCAUCGGGUGAACAAUCUACGUCUGCUGAAUCGGGUGAACCCGUGGCUUUGCCUAAUCUGACAUUUGUUGAGUAUGCUGCACAAAUUUAUCCGUAUGAAAGCAAGUUCGGUAGAAGAAAUAUGGCUAUUAACAAUUUAAUGUAUCAAUUGAUAGCUACUAGGGAUGGCAUGCAAACUCACUCCGCUAUAUUGGGAGGAAUGGUUGAAUCUUUGGCAAAAUUGUCUAGGACCCUCACAUCGGCUCUGGGCGCUCUUGAGCUGCGUGCUCAGGACGCUCCAAAGCCGAGUUAGUUUUUUUAGCCUAGCCUUUGUAAUAUGGAUAUACACUGGACGCUCCAAAGCCGAGUUAGUUUUUUUAGCCUAGCCUUUGUAAUAUGGAUAUACACUGCUUACCAGUACAUUUUACGAAUCUUUAUGUUCUUAUGUUUUGUAGCAAUUGUAUGUGAUUGAGGAGCUUGUUCGUCUA
Molecule: messenger RNA, 2393 nt
Organism: Ipomoea nil (Japanese morning glory)
Lineage: Eukaryota; Viridiplantae; Streptophyta; Magnoliopsida; Solanales; Convolvulaceae
Product: histone deacetylase 19-like
Exons: 9
Coding region: 28-1401 (457 amino acids)
Molecular function (GO): histone deacetylase activity
Source: RefSeq, a predicted model, not a curated record